Molecule: messenger RNA, 231 nt
Organism: Penicillium longicatenatum
Lineage: Eukaryota; Fungi; Ascomycota; Eurotiomycetes; Eurotiales; Aspergillaceae
Product: CDC26 family anaphase-promoting complex subunit
Exons: 1
Coding region: 1-231 (76 amino acids)
Biological process (GO): anaphase-promoting complex-dependent catabolic process
Cellular component (GO): anaphase-promoting complex
Source: RefSeq, a predicted model, not a curated record
AUGUUGCGCCGAAAGCCCACUGCCAUCACAGUUACAUCAGAAGAUAUAGCUGCCUUUGAACAGGCGAGACUUCGCCAUCAGGAGAACAGCAAACACCCCGAGCAAGGGCAAGGGAAUAAUAGCUCCAACACCAAAUAUGACCCGAGUGACGAGUUGAAACCACUUCCGGGGGAUAAGGCCCGGAUUGUUCGAUCUCGUGAAGAGAGAAUCGGCAUUGGCCGUCGAGGUUGA